Lolium rigidum is the source of this 1026-nucleotide messenger RNA. Its product is annotated as RNA exonuclease 4-like. Bases 1 to 1026 code for a protein of 341 amino acids. Gene Ontology annotation, molecular function: nucleic acid binding; 3'-5' exonuclease activity. The record is from RefSeq and is a predicted model, not a curated record. The transcript has a single exon. Gene Ontology annotation, cellular component: nucleus. Gene Ontology annotation, biological process: rRNA processing. NCBI's taxonomy places the organism in Eukaryota, Viridiplantae, Streptophyta, Magnoliopsida, Poales, Poaceae.
AUGAGGACGACGUGCAGCCGGAACAAGUGUGCGGCGUGCUACCGCGAAUUCAACCGGAUGGACCACCUGGUGGAGCACAUGCGUCUCUCGCACCAUUCGGCGCAUGAGCCACGGUGCGGCGUCUGCGGCAAGCACUGCCGCUCCCUCGACGCCCUCCGCGACCACCUCGGAUUCGGCAGCGUCCUCCCCAAGGCCGGCUGCGCGAGUGUCUUCAAGGCCCGCGGCUGCCAGCUCUGCCUCGCCGUCUUCCCUGCCUCUGGCGCCCUCCGUGCCCACCGCGCCGCCUGCCAGCUCUCCAGCGCUCCGACGCAAAGCCAGCUCACCCGAAGUGCGGUGGCGCUGGGGUGCAAGAUGGUGGGUGGCGGCAGCGACGGGACACUGGACGUGCGCGCACGCGUCUGCCUCAUCGACGAGCACGAGAACAUCCUCUACGAGUCCUUCGUGAAGCCGCUCAUCCCAGUGACGCACUACCGGUACGAGAUGACGGGGAUCCGCCCCGAGCACCUCCGCGACUCCAUGGCUGCCACGGUGAAGCAGGCUCGGAAGCGCGUGGAGGACAUCCUUCUCAAUGGCGAGGAUCCGUGGAAGAUCCGCACGGCACGCGGCGGCGCGAGAAUCCUGGUUGGCCACGGGCUGGACCAUGAUCUCAACGGGCUGGGCAUGGACUACCCGGCGUACCUGAAGCGGGACACGGCGACUUACCCGCCGCUGAUGAAGACGAGCAGCAGGCUGAUGAGCAACUCGCUCAAGUUCCUCACGAAGAGCUGCCUCGGGUACGAGAUACAGAACGGUGGGCACCAGCACCCUUACGACGACUGCGUGGCUGCGAUGCGGCUGUACAAGAGGAUGCGCGCGCUGAGGCAUGGCCUCAAGGGGGAGGUGAAGGGGUGCGUGGGGCCGCCGGCGGCGAGCGUGGCGGAGGCGUUCCCAGCGUGGAGGCAGCGGGAGCUCGAGCGCAUGUCACCGGAGGAGCUUCUGAGGAUGUCCAAGCCCGACUAUCGCUGCUGGUGCUUGGACGACGUCUAG